This is a messenger RNA of Trichophyton verrucosum HKI 0517, 1776 nucleotides long. RefSeq lists its product as uncharacterized. Lineage: Eukaryota; Fungi; Ascomycota; Eurotiomycetes; Onygenales; Arthrodermataceae. Bases 1 to 1776 code for a protein of 591 amino acids. The transcript has a single exon. The record is from RefSeq and is a predicted model, not a curated record.
AUGGUAACGAUACGCCGUGAUGGAGAGGAGGUGCGUGCUGGAGAUGACGGUGAGAUGGGAGACGCUGUGCGGCCAGCCAAGUCGGCGCAGCGCGCGAUGUUCGAGAGAGGCUUUCGCGCGUGGUCAGGCCUAGUUGAUACUGCUAGAAAGGCGACAGGUCUGCCUGAUAGUUGCUUCGACUUGAAUAUGCUUGCAGAUGUACCGUCCCUAUCACCGGGUUUGGAUCUAAAAGCAGAGGACGGCUGGUUACGUGCGACCGGGACUUCAACCUGGGCAACAGACGGCUCUGAUAACUCUGUUUAUAUUGAAAAACAAAUUGAUAUUGACAUCUCAAGGCGCUGGCCUACUAACAUCACAUUGACUGACAGGGACUUGGACUAUUGCUCCUGGUUUGGCCGUGCGGACAAUCAUAUUGCAGUCCUUGUUCUCGCGUGGGCCUACAUUCUCUCGGCUCGCUGGACUGAGCUGGUAUCUGGCGCCGUUCUUGAAUACAACAAUAACAGUCAGAUUGUCGACGGCGAUCAUGUUAUUUCAGUGAAUACAGGAAAAGUAAAUGACGAUGCAGCAAGAUGGUGGGCUGCUGUACUAUCCCAAGAUGGCUGGGAAGCUUAUAUUCCUUCGGAUGAGUCUAGAUUUAAAUCCCCAUGGUCAAUCGCUCUGAAGUCUCCUGUCCGAUUCAGGUUGUCUCAUCAAGGAGAGACUCUGGUACAGCCUAAGGCUAUAUCGUCUGUUGAUGCCCUCGGAUACAUCAAGGAGUACUGUAACUUUCAUGGCGUUACCGACCAGUGCUAUGCAGCGUUAUCGGUUGCUCUCCUCCUUCCAAGACUUAGCUCCAGGGGCCGUAAUGUUCCCCUGCCAAUACCAAAACUCAACCACGAGGCUUGUGUGUCUGGGAUAAUAAAGGAACGGGCCAGCCAUGAGCAGCUGUAUGAGUUCAAAUAUCUGGAUAAGUUUCUGGUUCUGAGCUGCAAUACUAAAGGAGUAUGUGGUCUCCUGUCGAGUAUCUUCUAUGACCCUAAAGUGGCCUGCAAUUUUGCAAGCCCAUGGGUUCAGGCGAUCGUUGCUGCCAUUAAACAUGUUGGCGAUACCCAAAUUAUUCAUGUCAUGGCAGCAAGAUCGCCACAUCUCGCCUUUAUAUGGCUGGGCGCGAUUAUAACAGGGUUCCACAACGAUGUAGUCAGGGAUGGACGAUUUGGUUUAAUACCAAUUGAGCCGCAUUCAGCCAUGUGGACCGGAACAAUCCAGUCAUUUAUGCAAGAGCCUUUAUCCAAACCCUUAGUUACGGAUGGUUAUAUUUCACGUGCUAACGAGUGCCGUUUGCUACACAUAAUACAGGAUGAGUUCCACGAGAGGUGGCCAUUAAGUCCAUGGCAUCCCUUUGGCCAAACUGCACUUGAAGACACUGAACCUAGUGUUCGCUCAAAUGUCGAAAAGGUUACGGGUGGUCUGGUAUAUGCGAAAUGGAGAUGGGCUUCUAAAGAAGGAAGCCUUACUCACCAAGUACCUCGUGGCAGCCUUGUGCCAGUUUUCCGGGAACUAGCGGAGGUGCCUGACAUUCCUGUUAGCUACGAGGGCUUCAGGGACAAAGAUGUGGUAUCGGAGAAUGCAACACGGAUGAUCUUCGACUGGCUACGUUUUGAAGGAUACCCAGCCAGUGAAAGACCGAUAUAUACUCACGAAUGGUUUGCCGUCGAUAAUUCGGAUGAAGAUGCCCACUUUCAAGCUAUCCAAAAAGCAGAGAGGCUUAGACGUAGAGGCCUAGGGCAGCAAAUAUGA